UGCUAAGAGACAGGCAACCACAAGGCAGAAGGAGGCGGUCCGGCAUUUUUUCCUCCCUUUCACCGCCUGAGCGUCUCCAGAUCUGGUCACCAUGUCGGACCCCGAAGUCGAUACCUUGCGAAGUACCUUUCCCUCUUACAUGGCAGAGGGCGAGCGGCUCUAUCUGUGCGGGGAGUUCUCUAAAGCAGCCCAGAGCUUCAGCAACGCUCUCCAUCUGCAGAAUGGAGACAAGAACUGCCUGGUUGCCCGUUCCAAGUGCUUCCUGAAGAUGGGAGAGUUGGAAAAAUCCCUGAAAGAUGCUGAAGCGUCACUGCAGAGUGAUCCGACGUUCUGCAAGGGGAUUUUACAAAAGGCUGAGACCCUAUACACCAUGGGAGAUUUUGAGUUUGCCUUGGUGUUCUAUCAUCGGGGCUACAAGCUGCGGCCUGAUCGGGAAUUCAAAGUUGGGAUUCAGAAAGCCCAGGAAGCCAUCAACAACUCAGUGGGAAGUCCCUCCUCGAUUAAGUUGGAGAACAAAGGAGACCUCGCCUUCUUAAGCAAGCAGGCUGAGAAUAUGAAAGCCCAGCAGAAGCCUCAUCCCAUGAAACAGCUCUCCCAUCACACCAAGAGAGAGUCUAAGCGGAAGGGCUCAUUCAAGAGUGAAAAGACUUUCCGUCAGCUCCUGGGGGAGCUCUACGUGGACAAGGAAUAUCUGGAGAAGCUCCUUUUGGAUGAAGACCUGAUCAGAGGCACCAUCAAGGGAGGCCUGACUGUGGAGGACCUCAUCAUGACAGGCAUCAACUACUUGGACACUCGCAGUGACUUCUGGAGGCAGCAGAAACCCAUCUAUGCCAGGGAGCGGGACCGGAAGCUGAUGCAAGAAAAGUGGCUGCGGGACCGCAAACGCCGUCCCUCGCAGACAGCCCGUUACAUCCUCAAGAGUCUCGAGGACAUUGACAUGUUGCUGACCAGCGGCAGUGCCGAGGGCAGUCUUCAGAAAGCUGAGAAAGUGCUGAAGAAGGUGCUGGAAUGGAACAAAGAAGAGGUACCCAAUAAGGAUGAACUGGUUGGCAACUUGUACAGCUGCAUCGGGAAUGCCCAGAUUGAGCUGGGACAGAUGGUAGCCGCCCUGCAGAGCCACAGAAAGGACCUGGAGAUUGCCAAGGAAUAUGACCUUCCUGACGCAAAAUCAAGAGCCCUUGAUAACAUUGGCAGGGUUUUUGCCAGAGUUGGGAAAUUCCAGCAAGCCAUUGACACGUGGGAGGAGAAGAUCCCUCUGGCAAAAACCACCCUGGAGAAGACCUGGCUGUUCCAUGAGAUUGGCCGCUGCUACUUGGAGCUGGACCAGGCCUGGGAGGCCCAGAAUUACGGCGAGAAGUCCCAGCAGUGUGCCGAGGAGGAAGGGGACCUUGAGUGGCAGCUGAAUGCCAGCGUUCUGGUGGCACAGGCACAAGUGAAGCUGAGAGACUUCGAGUCCGCUGUGAACAACUUCGAGAAGGCCCUGGAGAGAGCGAAGAUCGUGCACAACAACGAGGCGCAGCAGGCCAUCAUCAGUGCCCUAGACGACGCCAACAAGGGCAUCAUCGAGGAACUGAAGAAAACGAACUACAGGGAGGUCCUCAAAGAAAAGAAAGAGGAAGGGGAUGCUGCACUGAAUGAAGAGAAGAAGAUGGUAAAGGAGAAGGAAACAAGAAGGGAGAGAGACGAGCCUGAGAAGGUGAUGAAGCAGUGGGAGAGAGAGCACACGGAGAGUGAGAAAGAGACAGAGGACGAGGACGACCAGGGCGCCGAGGGGGCAUCCAGGGAUGCUCUGGGGGACAUGGCGAAGAAACGGCAGAGAGCGGAAGCAGUGAGAACCAGGAGGGACUUGGGAGGAGCUGCUGAGAGCCGGUCCUCAGAACUGGGUGCAAGAUCAGGAGGGACGGGCAGGCCUUUUCCAGACGUGGGCAGACGAGAAUCGAGGGAGAUUUACAGGAGGCCUUCAGGACAGUUAGACCAGGAACUCGCGGCAGAACUGAGCAGAAAGGAGUCGGGAUUAGAGAGGGCACGGUCAGAAGCAGAAAGAGAAGAGUCAGAGCCAGGACGCGUAGACUUGGGAGAAGGAGAAGUGAAAAAGCCAGAAGAUGCUUCCGAGGUGGAAAACCAGUAUGAAUGAAGUUGUAUUCAUCACUGGGCAUUAGGAUUUGGAAGCUGGUGUCACAGGGACCGUGAUACCUCAGCGACACUGGGUUUUCAAACAGAUGUGCCUUUAAUAGAAAAAUGGGGCAUUGGUCUCACAGGUCACCUCUGCCUCUUGUGUCACUGUUUUCCUAU
Molecule: messenger RNA, 2292 nt
Organism: Tupaia belangeri chinensis (Chinese tree shrew)
Lineage: Eukaryota; Metazoa; Chordata; Mammalia; Scandentia; Tupaiidae
Gene: ODAD4
Product: outer dynein arm docking complex subunit 4
Exons: 12
Coding region: 92-2134 (680 amino acids)
Cellular component (GO): cytoplasm
Molecular function (GO): protein binding
Source: RefSeq, a predicted model, not a curated record